UCAAAAUGGCAUUUUCCUUCGCCCUUCGUUGUUUAUAAUUGCUGCUCGCUGAAAUCGAAACGAUUUAGUCCUUUUCAAAGGAAGUAAAUAAGCUAAUAAGGAUAAACAAAGUGAUUGGAUACCAAGGGGAACAUGUUGGAGACCAAGAGCAUUGCUGAAUUGGCUUUUGUAGAUCGAGAGACGCCGCGCAAGCGCAAAAGGGAGACCCCGCCCCCGCCCCUUCCCUUGGCACUGGAAAAGGACGCUCGACAGGAUGCAGCUGUCCAAGUGACGUCAUCGGAAUCCAAAUCCUGCUUCACCAAUGCCGCCUUUAGUUCCACACCCAAGAAGCUAAUCGGUCGCCGUCUGGCCAAGGAGAAUAGCAAUCCAUUUCCGGGUUUCGAGGUGAAGUCCAUUGCCGAUCUUGCCCAGAAAAAGCAGCAACCAAAACCACAACAACAACAGCAACAACCAUUGUCCACAAAUCCUUUCGAGGUCCUACGAGAUCAGCCAUCCAAGAAGAAGAAGCGCGAACACGCCUGCUUCGAAAAUCCUGGCCUGAAUUUGGAACUACCCGAAAAGCAAUUCAAUCCAUAUGAGGUCAUCCGCUUGGCUGCCACGCCGGCCAAGGGAUUCGUGAAUCCCGGCCUGAAUUUGCGCGGCGGCGAUGCCCCGGCCUCGCUGAAUCCCUUCGAGAUCCAUCGCCCCAGUGAGGCCUCCGAGGCGGCCUGCAAUCCCGCGGGUGUGGCCAAUCCGGCCCUGGCCGAUCGGGAUGCCGAGACCGAGGAGCCGCUGCCCACCAGCCUGAAGAUCGGUCUGCCGUUCACCCCGACCCUCGGCUGUCGCAUCGACUUCCACGGCAUGUCGCUGGCCCAGUUGACGCCCAGCAAGCUGCUGGCCGAGAAGCUCGUGUUCUCGCCAGUUCCGGCUCCAAAGCGCUCACUGGGUGCCAUCAGCGAGGAGUCCUCCUCGAUGGACAUUGGCAGGGAGCUGGAUCGCUAUCAGCUGGAGCUGGAGAACAGCAUCAACGAGGCCAAGCUGAGGAAGAAUGGCGUUGAGGUGGAGACACCUAAGAAUGCCAAAAUUUCAGUGUUCAUGGAAACGGAUGCGCAGGAAACGAUGAUGCAGGAAGUGCAGGUCAGGGAUGACCCGACCAGCCAAGUGGAGAGACGUCUGGUUUGCACCAGGAGACGCACCCUCACCGAAAUAACCGAGGAUCCCGAAGUGGAGGAGACCAAAGAGCAGGAUCUGGAGCAGGAGGCGCUGCUCGAGCAGGAGAGAUUGCUGGAGCAGGAGAAGCUCCUCGAAAGGGAAAGGCAUUUGGCGCGGGAGCAGCAACUGGAGCGGGAGAAACUCCUGGAGAGGGAGAAGCACUUGGAGCGGGAGAAGCUGCAGGAGAAGUUGCACGAACAGCUCAGGGAGAAGCUGCAGGAAAGGGUUAGACAGCUGGAGAAGGAGAAGCUGCAGGAGGAGGUGGAGGAGGAGGAACAGCUGCUCCUGAAACAGCAGCAGCAGAAGGAGGAGGAUGUGGCCUAUGCCUCCGAAUCCGAGGAAGAGCCCGAAGAUGACCUAGACUUCAAGGCUCCGGCCCGCUUCGUUCGGGCCUAUCGACCAGCCGCUUUGCCCGCCAAAGCCACCAGCAAGGAGUCGCUCCACUCCAUCGCCUCCAGCAAGUCCUCCAAAUCGGUUGAUACCAAACCCACUGGCGGAAUGAAGAGUAUGAUAAGAAAGUCCAUCCGAAGACUUAUGCAUCCCACCCAGUCUUCACCCGAGAAAACUGAGGAUAAGGAGGCACCCACAAACAAUCAUCAUCAUAACUUGCUAAACAGCAUUCGGCACAGCCUGCGGAGACGGCCCCAAAAGUCCACCGAUGUGGAGCACCCGAUGGAGCCCACUCCCGCCGACAUAUCAAUUGUCGACGGCAGUGAGCGGACCAUGAAACUCCGCUCGAGUGUCCCACAAACCGAGUACAUGACCAUCGACCAGUUGACCAACGAGAAGAAGCACACGCUGAGGAACAGCAUCCGGCGGUCCACGCGGGACGUGCUGCGCCAUGUGUUCCACAAGAGCCACGAUGCCUACGCCACCGCCAAGUGAGGGCAUGUUCCUCAUCCCGCUUAGGAAUGGGUCGACUUUGGAGGGGACUUUAAAUUGUCAAAAAAUUAUAGAGGCAGCCAAGUAAUAUAUGGUCAGUUUUUGGGGAUUCCUAAUUUAUUGUAAUAUUUGAUCAGCUUAUGGGAAUUCUACUUGAUAAGAAAAUUCCUAAUUACCUUGUUGUUACAAAAGUAUUUUAAUUGUUUAAAAAUCACAAAUUGAAAGUUUAUCUAUUGUCAGUUAAAGGAAAUUAUAUUUUAUAAGGAGUUUCCCAAAAAAACUUAUUGAAAAAUAAUUUAAAUUGAUUUAUAAGGAUGUGUCAUAGAAAAAGUUCUUAAGUUCAUUUUCAACGAAAAAUUCAAAGACAACCUUAGUUUACUGACCUCUAUUUAUAUUUUUUAACCCAUUCAAAGUCCACCCAUUUCAGCAAGGUAUUAAAUUCAUUGAACACUAUUUUUAGCACCUAGUUAAGUUUUUAAAUGCACCCAAAGAUUGUCACACAAAACCAGCAAAAACCGAAAGGAAACCUAUUUCGAGUGGAAAGCAAAUCCAUAUUUUAAUUUUUAUAAAUGGAAAGUUUUCAACUAGUUUUAUCAAUAUUUUUUUUGAAUGUAUUCAAGGGAACUCCCUAAAAAAAUUUGCAAAUGUAUUCACACGAUGUUUAUAAUAUUAAGUACUUGAUGUUUGCACGUUUAUUCAUAUAUGUAAUGUUUGUCAAUGUCCUUUAAUAUAUGCUUUUAAUAUAUAUACAUUUGUUUUUUACAUCAACUUUUUGUAUGCAUUGUGAUUUUCUACUUGAAUCAGGGAAACGAUAACAA
Molecule: messenger RNA, 2891 nt
Organism: Drosophila gunungcola (fruit fly)
Lineage: Eukaryota; Metazoa; Arthropoda; Insecta; Diptera; Drosophilidae
Gene: pon
Product: capping protein-inhibiting regulator of actin dynamics
Source: RefSeq, a predicted model, not a curated record